Messenger RNA from Phalacrocorax carbo (great cormorant), 4387 nucleotides. NCBI's taxonomy places the organism in Eukaryota, Metazoa, Chordata, Aves, Suliformes, Phalacrocoracidae. The record is from RefSeq and is a predicted model, not a curated record.
ACGCGGGGCCUGGCGGAAGGGCCGGGUGAGGCGGACAGACGGUGCCGCCGCCCCCCCGCAACCCCCCCGCCGCCGCCGCCGCUCCCGGACCGGCCCGGACCGGACCGGCCCUUCUAGCGCGGAGCGAUGGCGGCCUGCGGCAGCCUCAGCAUCCAGAUGCUGCUGGAGGCGGCAGAGUACCUGGAGCGGCGGGAGCGAGAGGCCGAGCACGGUUACGCCUCGCUGCUGCCCAGCGGUAAGGACGGGGAGGGCCUGCGGCGCCGCGCCAAGGCCCGGCGGAGCGGUGGAAGCAGCAGGUCAACACACAACGAGAUGGAGAAGAACAGGCGUGCCCAUCUGCGGUUGUGUUUGGAGAAGCUGAAAGGGCUGGUACCGCUCGGACCCGAAGCCGGCAGACACACCACCCUGAGUUUACUAACGAAAGCUAAAUUGCACAUCAAGAAGCUUGAAGACUACGACAGGAAAGCCGUACACCAAAUAGAACAGCUGCAGCGGGAGCAGCGGCACCUGAAAAGGCAGCUGGAGAAGCUGGGGAUAGAGAGGAUAAGGAUGGACAGUAUUGGAUCCACUGUGUCUUCGGAGCGCUCGGACUCGGAUAGAGAAGAGAUAGACGUGGACGUGGAGAGCACGGAUGACCUUCCUGCGGACCUCGACUGGAGCAGCAGCAGCCCGAGCGACUCGGACGAAAGAGGGAGCCUGCAGAGCGUCUGUAGCGAUGAGGGCUAUUCCAGCUCCAGCGUGAAGAGGUUGAAGUCGCAGAGCAAUCGCAAGCCUUCUCUCAGUCUAUAAGAAGCAACUCCCGUAGCCGUUUCACCCGUUGCUCUUUCCCCUUUGGAUCUCGUUAGGUAGCACACUGGACCGUCCCGCCAUUCUCUUGCACAUAAAAAAAGAUCUUAACGUACCCCUGACUGAAAUGAAGUUGAGCUUUGCCCAAGUCCCAAAACACCGCCAGGGCUGCGGGUGGCAAGCUGCUCCCCGGAGCGCACCUCUGCUCGCACGUGCUGGCUUCUCUUCCCGGCCAAAACUCCUCUCUGCGAGACCGUACAUUCCAGCCACAUUUUGAAGCGCCCGAGAAUAUCGCAGCAGGAACAGCAACCUCGAAAGCCUGUCCCUGGGUGUUUUUGGCUUGCUGUCGCUGCCCGGUAUUCCGGAUCUACUCCACAUCUGCCCAGCGACAUCGCAUACCUGAUAAUCAGCAGCAGGGCCCAAAUGUAGAGCUUUUGGGUAUGGAUUUGAAGGCAGAGCCGGCCUCUUGCGUAGUUUAGAUCCGGGAGAGAGCGGAGGCAAGUCGGCGAUCGGCACGCAGAGUAUUUCGGCUACGUCGUGUCUUGGACAGGCAGAGGGAUCGUACCGCCGGCCGCUGGCGCAGUAGUCGGAGGGCUCGUCUCCGCUGACUCUAAAUAUUCAGGGUGGCAGCAUAGCCAUAUACACCCCAGCCCAGCCCUGCUGCCUUCCCAGAGCUGGAGCCUUACUCGCAUGGGGAACACGGCUCGGGGGGGCUGCGGGGCUCGGCAGCCAUCGUCCCCCCUCUCGCAGAGCCUUGGGUCGGACGCCUUCGGUCUGGGAAGUUUUCUGUCCUACCUAAAACCAAACGGUCCCUGUCCCCGUCCCGUGUGAUGUCCCACCUCCUGCGUCGCGACUGCACAUCGCUGUUCUAGGCGAGGGCUCCUGGAAUUUUUUUUCAUGCUUCUUGUCUCUGGGACAAAUUUUUUCUACCUCGGAGAGAUGAACAAAGAUUAUCUCCAUCCCUUUAGCACAAAAAAAACAAAGAUGAUGCCUCAUUUGUUUUACAGAAGCGAUGCCCGGCCCCAUUCAAAUCCAUCGCGCGACAGUUUAGCAAUAACCCGACAGAGAGGGGCAGCAGGGCAGCCUCCGGCCGUCGGCGCCCAAGGGGACCCCACGGACCUUAACCGGCGCAUCCGAAGCACUUAGCCGGCCGGAGGGGAUCUUUCUGAGCACUCAAAGGGGCUCGCGAAGGAUUUUGGUUGCCGCCUUAGGGAGACAAACCCGAAGAUGCCAAGAAAGGGCCAGAGCCCUUCCCACCGCCCCGGCGGCGGGGGCGUCCCGACCUGAGAGCACACGGAAAUGUACAGAAAACACGCGAGCUAUAAAUAGUAUUUAUUCAUUUUUCUAUGUACUGGAGACAACAUUCUUACGACUUUCUGCUUUUAUAGAUGUUCGGGAAACUUUGAUAUGUAGAGGUCUGCUAACGGAGACGUUUCUUUUCCCCUUGAGCUGGUUGAAGGUCUUUUCCGCCGCCUCGGCAAACCUCUCGCUGGAUCCCCAUCGGCGCCCGGCGCCCGGCGAGGAGCCGCUUCGCUCUCCAAGGGCUUUUCUUAGCGGUGGGAGACAAAACCGGGCAUCCCCCGGCACUCGCAGUCCGUACAAAUCCCCUUCGAGAAAUGCAGUUUCCAAAACGCCGAAAGUCACCGAGACGCUCCGCAAAGUGCGAGUGAACGGACAAUACAAAACUCAAUUUGGGUUUUUUUUGUUUGUUUUUUAACAUCCUGAAGCUAUUUUUGGCUCAUUUGAAAUCUUGGAGAAGCAAGAGGAUGGGAGACAGGGCUAGCGGAUUGCUGAAAUCUCUGGAGUCUCAGCUCUUUUUGCGCAUGCUAGGUUUUGAAAGUGAGAAAAUCAAAGCCACGAGGCGUUUUUAAUUUUUUUUUUUUAAAGCAGAUGGAAUUUUUCCGACGUCUGGCAGAUUUGCACUGACCUGCAGCUUGGGUGCCCUCAGCAUCGGUACGGCCAAGUCCCAGCAGCCCCCCUUCGGCACACUCAAAACCUCUAUGCUUUCAAAAAGAGAGGGGAAAAAAAGAAAGAAGUGCAAAAAGAUGAAAAGCACGGGGGAAAAGAAAGUGGAAUAUCAGCACUCCGAGGCCAGUAGGCGUUUGCCGAGAGCCCUCCCUCACCCCCUUCCAGAAACCGCCUUGGGAAUCCCAACGGAGCCACGGCUCUUGCUACCCUUGAGCGGGGAAGGGCGGCGCCCGGCGUCGGGAAAGCGCCAUCGGAGUUCAGCGGGAGGUGGGAAACAUUUGGUUUUUGGUUGUCGUUUAGCUAGACCGAGUCGUAAGGUUUUGACUCGACGUAAAUUAGUAUUUUUUUUUUUUCAGUGUUGUGCCUUUUUGAGUUCCUUCUGUUGGUGAAACGCAGCGUGGGGGUUGCUUCUUCCCCCUCCCCCCUCCUUUUUUCUUUCUGUCCCAAACUAAUAAUUAUCAGACCUUUGCACUGUUGGGAUGUGCUCCUCUCCAGCCUGAGGGCGAAGAGAAACGGGAACCCUCCAAAACGAUGCACUAACCUGGAACGAGGCUGGAAAUCCGGCGGUUGAUUCCUGGCGAGUGGCCGGGACCGUUCUCCGGCGGCUUUCGGUUUCUCCGGGUCCCCCCACCCCCUCGUCGGCCGAGGCGCCCGGCGGCUGUGCCAGCCUUUUCCUGGAAUUCACUGAUCCACCAGCAUUCCCAAGAAAUAAGCUGCAGGAAGGACAUUUUUGUAGAUUGUGAUUUUAAAAAAAAAAAAAAAAAGGGGGCGGGAGGAGCCGCUCGCGCACCCCGCGUUUACAACGGAUCGUUGCACAGACAGGCGUGAGUUGAAAACACGCUUUUUUUGGGUUGGGUUUUUUCUUUAUUUCUUUCUCCUCGCAGAAGGCGGAUCCCGAACCGCCAUCCCGGGUGGUGAGAGGUGGGACCCACGUCCAGGCGGAGAACGGGGCUCUAUCCGAACCCCUCCGGAGCCGGUCGCCGCCCCGGCGCUUUGCUCCCUGACUCGUCCCCCGCCCGCGUAGCAAUAGGUUCGGGCAUCGCCUGCCUUUGUAGCAGGUUUCAGGUCUGGACGCUGCGCCCCGUUUUGCGGGAGGAAAGCUGGUGUAGCCGAGCUCCCCGCUUGCUCCCCGGGAAGCGUCACGUCCUCGUUCUGCCAUGGCACCAGCCGAAACCCACGAGGUUUGUUUCAUCCUUUUAAUUUACCCGGCGUAGCGGCGCGCGAGCCAUCCGAAACAUCCGAGCCAGAACCGUCUGGGCGUUGGGUUGGCUUUUCUUUUUUGACACAUUUAAUUUGCGCUUUUCCAUUAGUUUUUGGGGUUUUUUUACCUCUCUUAUUUCUUCUUUUUGCUUCCCAAGAAGCGAAACCACUCCGGCAUCAGCUUUAUUUUGGGCAGUUGAGAGCCGGGGAGCGGCAGAUGGGAGAAUAUAAAUUCUGUUUCCAGCUGUUCGGUUCCUGCUGUAAAUACCACGUUGUCAUUCUGAAUCCUGUGUCAAGACCAUCUAAUGGUGCUUUUUAUUACAGGUAGCACAUGCAUUUUUAGAAACUACGUGUUUUAGAUGAUCUUUGCUGUGUAUGUGGAUACUUCUGUAUUGUUCAACUGUUAGAAAAUAAAUUAUUUCAUUAUGAAAGA